AUGGCGGAUGUGCGCGUCUCCCGCAACCGCGACAGCGACCAUGGACGGGCUGCCGUCGCGGAAUCCGCGCAUGACACGUCCGCGGCUAUUCCGCGUCAAGACCAUCACGCUGCCGCGCAUCAUCGUCAGUGCGAAAGGCCAUUCGACCAGCGUCAGGUGCCGCACGCGCUGCCGCAACAGCCCCCGCAGACGUUCCACCAGCAGCAGCAGCAGCAGCAGCAGCAGCAGCCGCAGCCGCAGCAGCAGGAGCAGCAGCAGAAGGAGGAACACGCAGGCUUCGGUUUUCGCCCAUGUGGACCCCAGCCGCCGCCGGCGCCGCCGCUGACGGUCGCAGCGACUGCGACGGCCAGGAGCGCUUUGGACGUAGCGACAGGCCCCGCAGCAGUCGGAGGACUGACUUCAAGUGGCGAGAUUUGCGCCUCGGCCUCUCUCAGGCUGCCCCGGAAUCUGCCCGCUCCCCCGUUCGCCACAAUCCCCUCCGCCUCAUCCAUCUCCUUCUCCGCUUCUCAGGACAAACCACUCGCAUUGCGCCUCCCUGCCGGCGCCCCCGGCACCGCCGCCGCAUAUCCCCGCGCUGCGGCCGCCACGGGCGCUUCUGUCGCGGCUCCGUCAUGCACGCCUUCGAUAUACUCGUCAAGCAACUCGUCUCCCUCCGCGUCGCUCCCGCUCUCCACACCCACUCCCGUCGCGGUCCCCCCCGUUUCCUCCCCCCCGCCGCACCCGUCCGCCGUCGAGUCCGCCGUCGCGCCCUCCGGAGGAACAUCUAUUUGCGCCAUUUCCCGCCAGCGCCUCUCCCGCUGCGCCGACGGAACAUCCGCGAGAGGUUCCGCCAGCGGCGCAGGCGUCAGCGAUGGCGGCGGCGGUGCAGCGCCGGCGAAUCGUUCAGCGUCGUUCUCGUCGGCCAGUGCUGGGUCGCUGACCGUCGCAGGGACGCAUGCGACGCACGCGACUCAGGCGACUCAUGCGCACGCGAACGCUGGGGGAGCGCUGGAAGAACCAACCACUGCUGCUACAACCGGCGGAGCUGCUACAGCCGGCGCAGGUGCUACAGCCGGUGCAGCCAGCGGAGCCGGUGCAGCGGUUACAGCGGACGCGUGUGGCAGCGGCACUGCUUCUGCUGCCGCCCAGGCGUCAGGUGCUGCCGCCCACGCACCAGGAGCUGCAGCGACUGCUGGUGACUCAGCUCCAUCGAGUAAAGGCGGCGGACGAGGCGGAGGGGGGGGCGGGGGCGGAGGGGGGGGAAGAGGGAGGGGCGGGAAGCAGCAGAACAAGGAGGUGAGAUCGGCGCGGGUGAAAGCGGAGGUGGUGGAGGAGGAAGGAGGGGGGGACGGGCCGCUGGGGCCGGUGGGGAAGCAAGGGGAGGUGGCAGGAGGGGGUAGAGGCAGCAAGAGUAGAAGUCGCAAGGGAAAGGCGAGUGCUGCUGGCGCUGGUGCUGCUGAUGCUGGUGGUGAUGCCGCCACUGCUGAUGCUGCAGCGGAGCAGCAACAACAGCAGGUGGAGGCAGCAGCAGGAGGGAGUGGCAGCGGGAGAGGCGGGAGAGGCAUCAACGUGGGGAUACGGCGGCGAUCAGCCAAGAGCAAGGCGCAUGGAGGUGGAAAGGGAGGCGCUGGUGGUGCCAAUGGUGGUGCCAAUGGUGGUGCUGAUGGUGAUGAGAGUUGCUUGGAAGCGAAAGGAGGAGGCGGUGCGAAGCAGGGGCAGCGGGGGAAAGGCAGGAAGGGAAAGGCGAAGGCUGCUGCGGACGAGCAGCAGAGGAACGAGGGAACAGAAGGGGACGAUUCAAAGGAGCAGGCAGAGGAGGCGGGGGAGGGAGGUGGUAAACGCUCGGCGGCAGGAAAAUCGGGCCGGAAAGGAGGAGGCUCAGCUGCUGACGCUCGCAGCAGGGACGCUCGUGCUGCCGCUGCUGCUGCUGCGGUUGCCGCUGUUGCUGCUGCUGCUAAGAAUAAGAAUGUUGGCGGCAGUGCGACCACAAGCGGGGACCACGAUUAUCACUGCGACGACGACGACGAGGUGGGGAACGGCGAGGAGGAGAACGAUGGAAAGGAGGAGAACGAGGAGAAUGAGGAGGAGGACGAAGACGCGUUGGGGCGCAUGACCCAGGAGCAGAUCGAGGCUCUAGAGGUGCGCUUUCAGCAGAACCGGCGGCUGGAUACAGCAAGGAAGCUGGUGCUAGCGGGGGAGAUCGGCGUGCGGCCGCGGCAGGUGUCUGUGUGGUUUCAAAACCGGCGCGCGCGGUGGCGGCAGAAGAAGAAGGAGAGUGAUUUGAGUGCGAUGCAGAGGGAGUAUGCGCGGUUGAAGGUGGCGCGGGAGCAGCUGGGGGAGGACUAUGAGCUGCUGAAGAAGGACUAUGAGGACCUGCUGCUGCAUAAUGCUGCGCUGCAUGAUAAGGUGGACGAUCUGAUGGCGCACCUAGUGCAGCAUGGCAUGCUAUCCGCCUCCACCUCCUCCUGCCUGCGAGACGCUCUCCUCACAGCCGGCCCCCUCUCUCCCGCCAACACCACCACCAGCCCCCUACCUCUCCCCAGCGACGCCGCCACCACCCUGCCUGCCGCCGAGCCUAGCGCGCAGGCCUGGGCGGCCGCCACAGCUGCUGGCUCGGCAGCCACCUUGGGGGUGGGUGGUAGGGGCGCCCCGUCCCCCUCUGCUGCUGCUUCUGCUGUGGCGUAUGGUGCCGGUGGCGGCAUGUGGGGAAUGGGAGGGGUAGGAGGAGGAGCAGACGGAGAAGAAGGAGGGAUAGGAGGAGGAGUGGGAGGAGAGGAGUGGGUAAGCUCCGGAGAACUCGACCCAGACCUUUUCAACCCCUGCCCGCCCACCAGCCCCGGCAGCAGCAACCACCACCUAGCCUACCCGUGCAGAUGUAGUCCUACGAGUGGUGCUGCUGGUGGGUCGGCUGCUGGUGGUGGUGGGUAUGGGUCAGCACUGGGUGGGUACCCUACAGCAACGUCUCUCUCGUCGUCUCCUGCGUUCAGUGUUGCUGCUGCUGCUGGGUGGUGUAGCGAGUCUCUCGGGAAGGCGGAAGAGGAGGAGGAGGAGGCGGAGGAGGAGGAGGAGGAGGAGGAGGAGGAGGAGGAGGAGGAGGAGGAGGAGGAGGAGGAGGAGGAGGAGGAGGAGGAGGAGGAGGAGGAGGAGGAGGAGGAGGAGGAGGAGGAGGAGGAGGAGGAGGAGGAGGAGGAGGAGGAGGAGGAGGAGGAGGCGGAGGAGGAGGCGGAGGAGGAGGAGGAGGAGGAGGAGGAGGAGGAGGAGGAGGAGGAGGAGGAGGAGGAGGAGGAGGAGGAGGAGGAGGAGGAGGAGGAGGAGGAGGAGGAGGAGGAGGAGGAGGAGGAGGAGGAGGAGGAGGAGGAGGAGGAGGAGGAGGAGGAGGAGGAGGAGGAGGAGGAGGAGGAGGAGAAGAAGAAGAAGGAUCUACUCCCAUUCCCAACUAUUUCUUCCCGGCCUCCUCCAGCUGCAGGAUUGGGUGGCGCAUGUGAGCCGUACACGCUGCAAGAAGAGGAAGACAUGGUUCCAACACAGCGCAUGCACCCUCCGUACCAGCGUCGCCAGCAGCACCAGCAGCACCAGCAGUGCCAGCAGCAGCAGCAGCAAAUCGUGCAGCACCGCAAUGAGCAGCAGGUGUACGAGCAGCAACAGGAGCUGGUGAGUCUGUUCGGGGAGAAGCACGAGGAGGGAGAAGAGCAGCUAGUGCAGGCGGGGCAAGGCGCUGGGUGCGUGCAAAGGCGAGUGCAUGAGGAGCAGUGGGCGCGGGGACAAGCGCAGAGGGAGCAGGAGGAGCAGGAGGAGCAGGAGCAGGAGGAGCGGCAGCUGAUGCAGGAAUGGAGUCAGUGGCAGGAGAGGCACGGGGCGGAGGGGGAGGAGGAGACGCAGUACUGGGAUGGGGUGCAUGCUCGUGGCAUUCAUGCACACACUGGCAACAUCGAUGGUACAGAGGCUGCUGGAAGGAUGAGCAAUUAUCGUGUGCAGAUUCGGCAGCAGCAGCAGCAGCAGCAGCAUGAGCAGCAGCGGCAGCAGCACGAGAAGCAACGGCAGCAGCAGGUGUUUGCACCUCUGGUGCAGCGCUCUAGCUCUGCACCUUCUCCGCCCACACCUUCCCCACACAUCCUAUCCUCCAGUGCCAGCCGCAGCAGUGCCACCGGCAUCUAUAGCACCAUGACUGCUGCUGCCGCUUCUGCUGUCGCCGCUGCUGCUGCUGCUGAUGAUGUUGCAGGGCUUUGCAGCUCGGAGCAAGAACGCAGCGGUGGGUCUGAGGGAGGUACGGAGGGCUCGCAGGGAAAGGAGAGCCUGGGCGGGAGCAGGGAGGGUAGCAACAGUGGUGGUUGUGCUGCUGAUAUCGUGCCACCGCAAGGAAGCCCCCCUCUCAGCCGUGAUAUGCAGCUGACUGAAACUGCUUCAUUCUGGCCCGCGCCACUGUGUGGCGGGGAGAAUGAUCCCCACGCAGGGGUAGGAGAAGCGUUUGCUAAAUCUGGUGGGGAUGCGAGGAGCUCUGUGCGUGAUGUGCUUGCGCCCCUUCCCCCCCAGGAUGCAGGUUGCCAGCUUGGACAUGGGGGGCAUCUGGACUUAAACUUGCUGGGUUUUCCUACUCCACCUGCCUCUCCAGGCUUUGAUGGGGCAGCCAGGACUGAGAUAGAGAACGUGGGUCCUACUCAGGAAGCUGAAGGGAUAGUCCACCCGGUCUCGGACGAUCCGCCGUCUGCGAGCAAGCAGAAACGUCUCGACUCAUGUUGCGGUUCAUCGCAAACCCUCCCGGAUGAUCCGCCGUCCGCCAGCAAGCAGAAGCACCCGCCGCGCCGCAGGAGCAUCUUGCGCCGGCUAGGCGCCGCCGUGGAUCACGGGAUUAACUACGUCUUUAGCGGGCUCGCGCGGGUGGUUGCUUUGCAUCCGAUUGCUGUGCUGGCGUUGACGAUCGGUGUGGGCGUGCUAAUGGCGUGCGGGGUGUUCAAGAUGACCGUUGAGACCAACCUGGAGGAGCUCUACACGCCGCAGGGCAACGUCGCCUUCCAGAACCGGGACUACGUGGAUUCGCUGUACGGCUACGAGGCGCUGGACGUGAAGGUAUUCGUGGUGUCCAAGGGCAACUCCAACCGCACGCUGCUCACCAAACCCGCGCUGCUCGCCCUGCUCGACGUUUACGAGCUAAUAACGAGCGUGAACGUGACGUACAACGGGUCGACGUUUAACUACGCGGAUCCGCGCAUCUGCUACCGGCCGGGCGGGCAGAACACGCCGUGCCAGGUGGUGAGCGUGCUGGACUACUGGGGCUACUCGCGCACGGCCAUUCAGCGCGAUAAGGACAUCAUGAAGACCAUCAACAACCCCUUCGUGCUCACGCGGUACGGGCAGCCAGUGCCGCAGGACUGGGUGGUGGGCGUUCAGACGAAGAGCGCGGAGUCGGGCGAGAUUGCGGAGGCCAAGGCGUUUCUGCUGACGCUGUUCGUGCAGAACAACAAGGGGUGCUCCGGUAGCAGCUGCAAGGACUACCUCGUCGAGGAGUGGCAGAAGGCCAUUGACGCGCCCGUCCGCGCGUAUUCGAGCGACGAGAUCGACGUGUAUCUGCUCUCCUACUGGGGCCAGCAAGCGGCGAGCGACAGCGCGCUGACCGCGGACGUGAACCUCUACUUCGUCAGCGCGUUCCUCCUGCUCGCGUACAGCGUGCUCAUCCUCUUCCGCCGCCACCCCGUGCACUCGCACUGCUACCUCGCGCUCGUCAACAUCGCGUCCGUGACGCUCGCCGUGCUGGGCUCGUACGGGCUCUGCAGCCUGUUUGGGUUGAAGUUUAGCUUGGUUACACAGUCGCUCGCGCUGCUGCUACUGGGGCUGGGUACGGAUGACAUGCUUGUGACCAUGGCGGCGCACGACGAGACGGCGCGCGACUUCCCGAACGCGUCCGUGGUGGACCGGAUCGUCGCGACGGUGUCGCGCGCGCGGCGCGGCGUGAUCGUCGCGGCGCUCACCAACUUCGUCGCGUUCUGCACAGGCAUAAUCUCGGAGCUGCCCGCGCUGCGCGAUUUCAUGAUCUACGCCGCCGUCGGCGUCGUCCUAGUCUUCGUCUUCCAAUCCACGCUCUACGUCGCGGCGCUCACGCUCGACCUGCGCCGGCAGCGCGCCAAUCGCAUCGACACGCUCUGCUGCCUCGUCAGCUCCGCCGGCCCCACCGACGGCUGCUGCGGCCGGCCGUACGAUCGGAACAAACCCGGGGUUGAUCAGACGGUCAUCGGCCACUGGCUUCCCGCGCUGAUCCUCCAUCCAAUCGGAAAGAUCUUCGUGGUUUUAGGGACGCUAGGGUUACUCGCGACUGGGAUCUACGGCGCGUUGAACGUGACGCAGAACUUCAACAUCGACUGGAUGGUCCCGGAAGGGACGUACGUGCGUGACGUGUACCGAAUCCGAUCUCAGACGUUCCCGCUCGCGUCGGGUCAGGGCGCGUUACCUGUGUACGUCUACACGACGAACCCGACGGCGACUUUCACGGCGGUUACCAACACUUCGUCGGGGUCGUCGCGACCCCAGGCGUGGGUCGCGCCGUCGUCCGCGGCGCCGAUGGACUAUUUUAAGAUGCAGGACGAGUUAGCGGCGCUGGGCGUGCGGCUGCAGGCCGACCCGUACGUGUCGUUCUCGCCGCCCGUGCAGUCGUGGUUCGCCAACUACCUCAUCUGGCUCUCCGCUUCGCCGCACGCGCCGCUGCUCGACGCCAACGGCCGCCCCCCCACGCCCGAGCUCUUCUACGAGUGGCUGCACGAGUUCCUGGGGUCCGUGGGGCGCCGCUUCCGCCUGGACCUGGUGUUCGACGCCAACAACAGCUCGGUGAUCCUCUCGUCGCGCUUCUUCGCCAUGACGCGCGGGCUCAACAGCAGCGCGCAGCAGGUGGACGCCAUGAACUCGAUCCGCGCGACUGCCUCUGCCGCCGCGCCCACGCUCUCCGCCUUCGCGUAUACCUUCCCGUUCAUUUUCGUUGAAGGCUACGCCGUGAUUCAGCCCGACACAGUCCUCGCAAUCGCCAUUGCCGGCGCGGUGGUGUUUGGAAUCAUGCUGCUGCUGCUCGCGGAUCUGACGUGCAGCGUGCUGGUGGCGGUGAUGGUGGCGGCGAUAGGGGUGGAGCUGGUGGGGUGCUUGUUCUGGUUCGGCCUGGCGUUUAAUUCGGUGACGUCCAUCACGCUGCUGCUCGCCAUUGGGAUUGCCGUGGAUUACUCGGCCUUCACCGCCUUCUCCUUCCUCUCCCAGGUGGGCACGCGGCAGGAGAGGGCGAGGAGGGCGCUGAACCACCUGGGAGUGGCGGUGUUCAACGGGGGCUUCUUCAUGUUCCUCUCCAUCCUCCCGCUCGCCCUCGCCAAGUCGUUCGUCUUCCAAACCUUCUUCAAGAUGUUUUCUAUGAUUGUGGUGCUUGGUCUAUGGCACGGCCUGUGCACUCUACCAGUGCUGCUCUCACUCUUCGGCCCGCCUCCAUUUGAAACUUCUGUAGAGGCGCACCAACUGCAGCUACCCGCAGCAACGUCUUCGGCCCGAGUGGCUGAUGCUGUCAUGCCAGAUGAACUGCCAGGUGUUUCUUCAGGUGGGUCUGCUUGCAGCGGCGCCAUAAUGCUGUCUGCUGCUGUCUCACCUACUGGGACCCCUACAGAUACUACCGCUGCAGAGGCAGAGACAUCUACGGAAAUCGCUGCAGACACAGAGACGCUUGCAGGGGCCCCUGGAGAGUCGGCAGCGGGAAUCACGGGCGCGCACCAGCCCCCGCGUUCAUCCACUUCGUACACACCUUUUCCUACUCCCGCUUCGCCCACCGCAUCAUCAAUACACGCCUCCUCGAUUGUGGUCGUUUCCCCUCCCGCCGCGUCUCUCACCGCGUCCUCCGUGCCCGCCUCGUCAGCCUUCUCCUCCAAUCCCCACUCAGCAGCACCAUCCGCCUCCUCGAACUCGCUUUCCGCAUGGUCGCCAUGGCGCCUCGUCACCUUCUUCACCUCUUUGCGCUCCCCAUCCCUUCCGUACGACGUCCGUACCUCCGAUCGCCUGCUCGCGCCGCUCCCUCUCCCGCCCGAAACGAAGCAAAACAUUUUCGCGCUGCGGCACCCGGUCAGCGGCGCGGUCGUCUACGUCGUCCCCACGACCUUCCUCUCGCGGCAGUCCGAGCAGGACACGUGGCAGGUGAUCUCGGCGGUACGGCCUGACGUGGUGGUAGCCCAGGUGUCUCUAUAUGACCGGCUGCUGCUGAUGGAAGGGGAGUUAGGGCGAUUGCCAGUCAGAGACGAGCGGAGGGGAGGGGGAGAAAGGGGAGAGAUACUGCGCAUAUGCGACAAAGGAGGAGCGGGGGAGGGAGACGGCUGGGGACAAGGGGGGGCAGACGGGGAAGGGGAAGAGGGAGCAAGGGUUAGAGGCGAAGGAGGUGGGGAAGGAAGGAGUGAAACGAGCCGAGACGAAGGGGGACAGACGGGCAGAAAGAGAAUCAGACAAGCAGCAGCAGGAGAAGCAGUACGAGCAUCAGCAGACGCAGGAGCUACAACAGCAGCGACAGCUGGGUUAGAGCAGCAGCAGCAGCAGCAGCAGCAGCAGCAGCAGCAGCAGCAGCAGCAGGAGCAGCAUCAACGGCAAGUGCAGCAGCAGGUGCAGCAGGGGGGAAAAGGCCAGGUACCAGAGACACCAGCAGGCGUGGUGGCGUGUGCGGCGCUCCAGCACGUGGACAGCGCGAGCAUGCGGCGGUGGGGAGUGCAACACGUGAUAGAGACGAUCUUUGGCGCGCAUGUGGCGGGCCCCCUUGCUGCUGCGCGCUGCCUCUCCGCCGCCCAUGGGUCUAAGCUUCUGUACCUGGUGGAUCCUGGGCUGGGGGGAGGCGGAGAAGGCGCGGGCGGAGUGGGAACAGGGGGAGGGGGAAGGGGAGGGGGAGGGGAUGGGAGUGAGGGGGGCGCAUGGGAGGGAGUGGGGAGGAAGGGGUCAGGGAAGCGGGUUGGGGUGGGGUGGGGGGGAGGUGGAGGCGGCAGGAUGGGAGUGCAGGCACAGCUUUUGCCAGGUGGUGCAGGUGUGGUAGGUACCGAAGGGGGGUGUGAAGGGCAGAAUGAGAGGGGUGCGCAUGCAGUGGAAUGUGGCACUCAGGAUUGUGCGUGGCUAGGGAGUGAGGCGGAGAGGAAGGGUUUGGGUGACGGGAAAGGGAGGAGUGUGCAGGUUGUAGCAGUGGAUGGAAUAGCUGUUGGCAGUGUCUCCCCUAGAAAGAUGCCCAUUAGUGAUGGUUCCCGGGCAAGGGGAAGUAGUAAGAAGGAGCGUGCACGUGCACGUGCGUUCGACCUCUGCCUUUCCAGUCCCCGAUCUGCUGUGGCUUCAGAGUUGACUCAAAAGGCAGGAAGAGGGAGUGGUAGCAAGGAGCACGUUGCUGCUACAGCCGCUGCUACAACCUCUGCUGCAUCCGAGGCCAGCGUUUCUGGUCCGCCUGAUCUUGGCCCAGCAGUAGCAGAGCAUGGUGCGGAGGUUGGGAAGGAAAGGCAGGGAGAACAGGGGGAGGGGGAAGAGGUUGCGUGGGGGGACAGAGAGGUGGCGAAUGGGGUGCUGGCAGUGCUGUCUACGUACGAACGCGCGUUUGAAGGGAUGAAAGGGAUGAGGGAGGCUGCGGCCGCUGCCAGGCUGCUGCUGGCUGCUGCUGUGGUGGACGGGAGUGGGGAAGGGGAGAGGCAAGUGCAGGAGGGAGAGGAAAAGAGUGCAGCAACGUCCUCAUCACAAGCAGAUUCGUUACUGGCAGAGGCGGUGCUGCAUGUGCGGCUGUAUGGGCGCCUGGCAGACGUGAUUCGUGAGGUGCAGAUAGAGGAGGCACAAUCAGCCCCUGUGGACCCAUCAGAAUCUGUCUUCACGCGGCUGCGGCUGAUGGCUGGGACGACGGGUGGAGGGGGAAGAGGGGAAGGAGGGACUUUUGAGUCGACUCAAAAGUCGAUUCGUGAGCUGCAGAUAGAGGAGGCACAAUCAGCCCCUGUGGACCCAUCAGAAUCUGUGCUCACGCGGCUGCGGCAGCUGGAUGGGACGAUGGGUGGCACGAGGCGGAUGGGAAGAGACGCUGUGCAGGAGAAAGCUUCAGGUGCCGCUUCGUCUGGGAAAGAACGAGUAGUGGAAGGGGAGGAGAAGGAGCAGGAGCAGGAGCAGCAAGGGGCGAUGAGAGGGAGGGACGGGAACCGUGUACCAGGAGAUGGAAGACUGGUAGUGAAACGACAGGGAGAAGCAGCACAGGGAGUGAGAGCAACAGCUGAUCCUGAAGAAAAGGCUGCCGCUGCUACUGCUGCUGCAUUGCCAGUGUCUGGUGCGCACUCGGCACUGGUGGGGCUGCAGCAGCUGUUGGAGCUGAGCAGGGAGGAGCAGCAGGAGGUGCUGCUGGUGCAGGCUAUAGAGAGCGAAGCAGCAGCGCUGCAGCCCGGUCAGGCCAUGGUUGUCACUUUGUCCACAUCGCUCCUCCCUCUCCUGCGCCGCUCAUGGCCUGCUGCUGCUGCUGCUGGUCGUGUGAACCCUGUAGCACCAGGAGCAGUACCACCAGCAACAGCAACAGCAGCAGCUCCAGCAGCAGCAACAGCAGCAGCAGCGGCAUCCCUGGGCCUGUCUUCGAGUCUGCGAGCAUUGGCUAGAGAGUGUCUCAUACCAGCGCAUCUCUUUGAAUCCCACGCUGCUUCCGCUGCUGCUGGAAGAGGCUCUGACCACGCUUUUGCUGCGCUCUCUCCCGCAACAGCCAGUGGUGUCAGUGGCAGCGGCAGCAGCAGCGGCAGCGGCAGCGGCAGCGGCAGCGGCGCUGGCAGUACUGCAGGAGCGGCUCAUAAGGCGUCUGCCUCCUCACUGGCAGCAGCAGGCGCAGGAGCGGGAGCGGCUCUCAUCCUCAUCACCUUCUCCUCUCUCUCCAAAACCCUCUCCCUCUCCGCGCUGCUCAAGCUGUUCACCUUAAAAGCCGCCUCGAUAGCAGCAGGAGGAGCCAAGGGGAAGCUGUUCUCCUUCCUCAUGCACCGCCUGGUGACAGCAGCAGGGAUGAAAGCGUCUGCUGCUGCGGUCACAGGGCCGCUGGGAGCCAAGCUGGCGCUUCUAGCAGGGAAGGUGGGUCUACAGGGGAAGAUCGCAGCUGUGGGGAUUGGAAAAGCUGGGGCUAUGGCAGGCGGCUCUGCUGCUGCAAGUGCUGCAAGUGCUGCGAGUGCUGCGAGUGCUGCUGGUGCUGGAAAGGCUGCAGUGGCUGCUGCUGGUGCUGGGAAGGCGGUGGCGGCUGCUGCUGCUACCGGAGCAGGGAAGCUGGCGGGUUCGGCUGGGCUUGUGGCAGGGACUGGGAAGGUGGCUGGAGGGUCAGCGGUAGUGGCGGCAGGAGCUGGGAAAGCAGCAGCAGCUAGCGCUGGUGCUGUGGGGAAGGCAGCAGGUGCGGCAAAAGCAGUGGGUGCUUCAGCUGCUACUGUGGGCAAGGUAGCAGUGGGUACGCAGCAGCAGGUGCAGGGGCAGCAGGGCAGUGCAGCGGUUGCUGCUGGCUCAGCUGUUGUCUUGACCACAGCAGAAGCAGCGUCUGUUCCUGUUGCGGCUGGUGUGGGUUCUGUGAAUGGGGCUGCAACCACAGCAGCAGCAGGAGUAGCAGGAGUAGCAGGAGUAGCAGGAUCAGCAGGAGCAAUGGGAGCAGUGGGAGCAGGGCCCGAGCAGAGCACACAGAUCCUCACCAGCUCAGGUAGCAGCACCCACCUACUCACCUCAGCACCCACCGGAACCGCUCUCAACCCAGCAGUAGCCGGAGGAGGAGACUCAGCCAGACCAGCAGGAGGGCGAGUGGCCCUCUGGCUGCAGCAGCAGGGGCGGAACCUAAGAGAAGGGCUGGCCAGUGCUGCAACUGAAGGGACCAACGACCGAGCGUGGCUGACACUCGGCGCGACAAUCGGAACAGUGGCUCUGGUGACAGCGUAUCAGGAGGAGAUUCUGUAUGGGGUGGCAGUGCUGCCUGAGGCCCAGGGGCUGGCGCGUGUGGGGAGGGGCGUGCGGCGCGUGAGGGAGGUGGUUGAGGCGUCUCGACCGCCAGGGUACAAGCUGGAUGAGUUGGGACGGGUGGAGUCUUGA
This is a messenger RNA of Closterium sp. NIES-65, 12018 nucleotides long. The record is from the annotation of a GenBank genome assembly. NCBI's taxonomy places the organism in Eukaryota, Viridiplantae, Streptophyta, Zygnematophyceae, Desmidiales, Closteriaceae.